Epithele typhae is the source of this 393-nucleotide messenger RNA. RefSeq lists its product as uncharacterized. The transcript has 3 exons. The record is from RefSeq and is a predicted model, not a curated record. Gene Ontology annotation, cellular component: membrane. Lineage: Eukaryota; Fungi; Basidiomycota; Agaricomycetes; Polyporales; Epitheliaceae. Bases 1 to 393 code for a protein of 130 amino acids.
AUGGCUGGCAGCUCACUUGACACCAAUCCGCCUACCGUUGACCGCCAUAUCACAGCCGGAGGCUGGGCGGUAUUCGCCAUCAUGCUGAUCAGCGACGCAGUCAUGUUGUUUUGGCUUUUCACGUUCGUGCGGUACAUCCAAUGGUUCAUCACCUUCCCGCUCCUCCUCCUCGAGCUCCUUCUCACCACCGGCUUCUCUCUCUCCGGCAUCUUCACCGCCGUCUUCAUGGCCUGGGUCGCCGUCGGUUCCGGCCUCGUCGGCGCGCUCGUGUCGACCGGCUGCAAAUGGGGCUACAGUCAACUCCCUCGUAACGCAUACCCCUCGGGAACCGCCCAAAGGUCGCAAAUCUGCCCACCCCAACAGCCUGAUACCUACAUACGAACAAAUAAAUAA